ACGAGCACUCCGUCUUUAUGUCUUUGGUACCACGUCAGCUUGCACUCUUGCAGUGAUGGAGUUUUUAUAGCGAUUUUCUCAAGUUUUUUCCCAAUCAAACCUUUCUCGUUCAGUUGCAUGAAGUAUUAAAUCAUGGUCCUGAUAGCAGCAGCUGUCUGUACCAAAGCAGGGAAAACUAUUGUCUCCCGGCAGUUCGUAGAAAUGACCAAAGCUCGCAUUGAAGGAUUACUCGCUGCUUUUCCUAAGCUUAUGUCAUCCGGGAAGCAACAUACUUUCAUAGAAACUGAAUCAGUUCGCUACGUCUACCAACCUUUGGAGAAACUUUAUAUGCUGUUAAUAACUACAAAAGCCAGUAAUAUUCUUGAAGAUCUUGAAACCUUACGGUUGUUCUCAAGAGUUAUUCCUGAAUAUUGUAGGCACAUGGAAGAAGCUGAAAUAGCUGAAAAUGCCUUCAAUCUCAUUUUUGCUUUUGAUGAAAUAGUAGCACUAGGCUACAGAGAAAGUGUGAAUUUAGCUCAAAUUCGAACAUUUGUUGAGAUGGAUUCUCAUGAAGAAAAAGUGUAUCAAGCUGUGCGUCAAACACAAGAACGAGAAGCUAAAAACAAAAUGCGAGAGAAAACAAAAGAAAUUCAAAAACGUCGUCUAGAGUAUAGUAAAGGAAACUUGAAGUUUGGGUCUGCCCCGAUGGACUUCCGCAAUCAUGAUUACUCUUCUCCAUACACACCGCUUCCUGUGUCCGAUGUGAAGAAACCCAGUCUUAGCCCUGCUUCAAAGCCGUCUAUCUCAGUCAAGGCCAUGAAGUUGGGGGGUAAAAAUCGAGACGUGGAAUCAUUCGUAGAUCAGUUGAAAUCGGAGGGGGAGAAUGUUGUUUCGCCACCUGUUAAUGACCCAGUUCUCACCGCCAAUAGCAAAGUUCCUCCAUCCAUCUUAGCUAAUAUCGAUGAUGUUCAUUUGAGGCAAGAAGAAAAAUUGAUUGUCAGUGUAGGCAGAGAUGGAGGGGUACAAAACUUUGAAUUGCAUGGUCUUGUCUCUCUUAGAAUCAGCAAUGACAAGUAUGGAAAAAUCAGAGUGCAAAUCAACAACAACGAUGAUCGUGGUUUUCAGUUCCAGACCCAUCCAAAUGUUGAUAAAGAACUAUUCAAAACCAGAGGCCAGAUUGGUCUAAAGAAUCCAACAAAGCCUUUCCCUCUAAAUACGGAUGUUGGUGUUUUAAAGUGGAGAUUUCAAACUAGAGAUGAAGCUGCCAUUCCACUUUCAAUAAAUUGCUGGCCCAGCGAAAAUGGUCAAGGGGGCUGUGAUGUGAAUAUUGAGUAUGAGCUUGAACAUCCGGACAUGGAAUUGAAUGAUGUUAGCAUAACCAUACCGAUUCCGAUGGGUUGUACACCAAUUAUUGCUGCUUGCGAUGGCGAAUAUGCAAUGGAACCCCGAAAGAAUGUUAUGAUAUGGAAUCUUCCACCAGUUGAUAGUAGUAAUAAAAAUGGCGCCCUAGAAUUUAGUACCAGCAAUGCUCGUCCAGCUGAUUUCUUCCCUGUUGCUGUCAGUUUCCAUUAUGAUGGUUCUUACGCCCGUUUGAAG
This is a messenger RNA of Bemisia tabaci, 1575 nucleotides long. The record is from RefSeq and is a predicted model, not a curated record. Lineage: Eukaryota; Metazoa; Arthropoda; Insecta; Hemiptera; Aleyrodidae.